CUGUCACUAUAUAUUAGAGCUCCAUCAUUCACUUUACCUUCAACCCCUAGAAACCUGGCUGGAGUUUGAAAGGCACAUAACUAAGGAAAAGAACAAAAAUGAAGCAUCUUCUCUUGUUUACCUUGGCUCUAUGCAUUGUUGCACUAAUUUCUGCAGCGAAGUCUCCUUACCAACAAGUUCUUCAGCACAGCAGAAUCAGAGGCAGACAGCAUGGUCCAAAUGUAUGUGCAAUGCAGAAGAUUCAAGGAACCAACAAAAAAUACUUCACCAACUGCAAGCAGUGGUACCACCGCAAAGUCUGUGGAAAGCCAACGGUGAUCACCUACGAAUGCUGCCCUGGAUAUGAGAAAGUUCCUGGAGAAAAGGGUUGUCCAGCAGCCCUGCCUCUUAGCAACAUCUACAACACUCUGGGAGUGGUAGGAGCAACCACCACCAAGAUGUACUCUGAGAGAGCCGGCCUGCAGCCUGAAAUAGAAGGGCCAGGGAGCUACACCAUGUUUGCCCCCAGUAAUGAGGCCUGGGCAGCCCUUCCCAAUGAAAUUCUGGAUGCCCUGGUUAGCAAUGUCAACAUUGAGCUGCUGAAUGCUCUGCAUUACCACAUGGUUAACAAGCGCUUGACUUCUGAAGAUCUGAAACACGGAAUGGCUAUCCCUUCCAUGUACCAGGACUUUGACGUGCACAUCCACCAUUAUCCCAACGGAAUCGUGACAGUGAACUGUGCCCGUCUUGUGAAGACUGACCAACAUGCUACCAAUGGCAUGGUACAUGUGGUUGACAAGGUCAUUACAGCGAUCACCAAUAACAUUCACCAGACCAUUGAGAUAGACGAGACCUUGGACACUCUGCGCACUGCUGUGGCUGCAGCAGGGCUAACAACUCUUCUGGAAAAAGAUGGUCAUUUCACUGUGUUUGCUCCAACCAAUGAAGCCUUUGAGAAAAUCCCUCCCGAGACACUGAACAGGAUUCUGGGAGACCCGGUGGCCCUGAAAGACUUGUUGAACUAUCACAUUCUGAACUCCAUUCAGUGCUCUGAGGCUAUCAUGGCGGGCACUCCCAUGGAAACACUGCAGGGCACGGUCUUGGAGGUUGGCUGUGAAGGGGGAGAGAUGACUCUCAAUGGCAAGGCCAUCAUCUCCAGCAAGGAUCACCUGGGAACCAAUGGAGUCAUUCACUACAUCGAUGAGCUUCUCAUCCCCGACUCUGCUAAGACCCUGUUUGAGUUGGCCCAGGGUUCCACUGUUACCACGGCGAUUAGGCUUUUUGCUGAUGCUGGACUGAACUCUUAUCUCACUGGGAGUGAUGCCUUUACCCUGAUAGCUCCUCAGAAUGAUGCCUUCCCAGGGUUUAUUUUUGUUGUGAGUGAUUUUUUACGUGUUUUGUCUGUCCCGGGCCCCCAGGCCCCCCAGUCUCUCUGUCCCGGGUUCCCACGCCUGUCGGUCUCUCUGUCCACGGGCUCCCAUGUCCGCUGGUCUCCCUGGUUCCGGGCUUCCGUGGCCCCUGCCCUGAUUCCCUUUAUUCAUACUACAGGAAACCCUCGCCAGUUGGCCAAUGUCCUGAAGUACCACAUUGGACAGGAGAUCCUGGUCAGUGGGGGGGUUGGCUCUCACACCAGAAUACAACCUCUACAGGGAGAACGUCUGGAGCUCAGCAUGAAAAACUACACAGUGUAUGUCAACAAAGUGCCUGUGAAUGAAGCGGACAUGAUGGCCACCAAUGGAGUUGUCCACGCUGUUGGCUCUGUCAUUCAGCCACUUCCUGCCAAGACUUCAGGAGAUGACCCCAGUGUUUCAAGUCAACAUGACUUCAGACAAGCUUCUGCUUUUAGAUCACCAGAAGUGGUCAUGAGAAAUGAGGACCUAUUUCAGAAGGUUGUAAGAAGUCACUCCAGCAGGCAACUCAACCGUGCCAAGUAACUUCUUUAAAGAGAGAAAUGCUUUAAAGCUAUUCAAGCCAGCUGUUUUUGUUAACUCAUUGAAAGCUAUUCUUUUUCUGUGGAAUGUAUUCUUACACUUGAAAUUUCAGCGGGUGUAUGUCUUUCAAUGUUUUUCUUACCUUUUACUCAAAAAUGUAAAAAAAUACAGACUAAAUAUUUGGGUAAGUGAAUAUUUCUAUGCUUUUUCAUGCCAAAGGCUAAUAAUGAAUCAAAUUGACAACAACAAAAAUGAAUCAUUUCAUGUUCAGUGAUAUAGUCACAGUUUGGUGCAAUGUUCAGUGAUGAUUUUGUUUGUAGUAUAUUGAGGCCCUCAUAAAUUAGAUUAAAAUACUCCAUGUUUUAUUUUUUAAAAGAGCUUUUUCAAUAAAUGUAGCAUGUGUGCAUGGUAUGAACCGAAGCAAAAGAAAGCCGAAAGGUAAUGUCUAGUUCAUUUUAUCCAAGACAUGUAUUUCUGAAACAAAUUGCAAAUACAACUCCAGCAGCCAAACCACACAGUUGUAUCAUACUGUACUAAUGAACUUUUGUCUCCACAAAAUAUUAAAAAAACAUCUGAACGUCUAAAAAUAAAAAGUUCCUUUUGUAGCCAAA
Lepisosteus oculatus (spotted gar) is the source of this 2521-nucleotide messenger RNA. Lineage: Eukaryota; Metazoa; Chordata; Actinopteri; Semionotiformes; Lepisosteidae. The record is from RefSeq and is a predicted model, not a curated record.